This is a messenger RNA of Stylonychia lemnae, 2337 nucleotides long. Lineage: Eukaryota; Ciliophora; Spirotrichea; Sporadotrichida; Oxytrichidae. The record is from the annotation of a GenBank genome assembly.
AUGGAAGGAAAGGAGUAAAAGUAAACUUAGAAUAAGACUAAUUAGCAGAUUGAAGAAGAUGAGUUUCAAGAUAUCGACAUUGGAGAAUAAUAGCCUGAUAGUGCUAGGGAUGACAGCUUAAACAUUAAUUCAAGCAGAAAUUUGAACUCUCAAGAGCAUAAAUAAGAUUAAUCAUUUCAAAACGAAAUCCAAAAUCAAAAUAAUCUUAACUAGUAAAACCCAACAAACAAUAUGACAUAUCAUCCAUUGACAAUGACUGGAUACCAAGCCCCAAACUUUAUUAUGAUGCAAACCAUUGACUAGAUUUAAAAUAACAAAGAGAUGUCGAAUACUAAUGCUUAGACUAAUUUUGGAUCAUUUGCUGGAAUGCCUCUGAUUCCACUACUUUUACCUGGGCAAGGUGGGCUUUAAGAUAGGUUGGCUACAAACUAGUUGUAAACUGAAAAUACCUUGGCACAGUAAACUACAACUAUUUAGCCAAGUAGUGUGGAUGUUGAAAGCAAAAAAAGAGAGAUUAGAGAGUAUAGAAAGGUAUUAAAAUAGCAGAACUCAAGUAUAAGCAGCGAUGAAUAUGAGAGUGAUGAUGAUGGUAACACAGUCAAGAAUCAUGGCAGGCAGCAUACUCUCAAGAAGUCAAAUUCAAGUUUUGGCUAUAAACUAAGUGAGAAGAGAAGCGAUGUUUCAAAGAAGAGUGCAAAUCUUAAAGGUACUGAUGGUAAACAAGAUCAAACUACUAAUGACUAUGAUGAGAGCACAGAUGAUGAAUUUGAAAAUAAUGAGAGAAAGCACAUGGUGAGAAGUAAAUUCACAGUCUUUCCUGAGAGCAGUGUUAAAACAGCCUGGGAUUGUGUCGGUUUUGUUUUCAUUGUAAUAUAGUCAAUCAUGAUACCUUUUAAUAUCUCAUUUGGAAUCAAAGCAGAGGGUGCACUUUUGAUCUUUGAUACUGUUAUUGAUGUCUUCUUCCUAAUUGAUAUAAAUGAUUCAAAUGAUGCUAAUUCUAAAACACCAUAGCUUUUGAGACUUCUAAAGUUUAUGAGAUUCAUCAGAAUACUUAGAUUACUUAGAGUCUUAAGACUCUAGAGAAUAUUUAUUAGAUUAGAAGAAAAUGUUGCUUCAGAGACAAUGAAUAUAGUGAUAAAGUUCAUCAAGCUAAUUAUUGUGAUUACCUUUAUUGCUCAUUGGAUCGCUUGCUUCUUUUACGUUGUAGGUGAAAGUGAAUUACCUGAUGAUGAGGAUUGCUGGCUUGUAACAUCUGGAAUUUAGCAUAGUCCCAUAAGUACAAAAUAUAUUUUCAGUCUUUAUUGGGCUUUCACCACUAUGACUACUGUUGGGUAUGGAGAUAUUCACCCAAAUACGCCUAAAGAAAGAGCCUUGACUUUAAUUACUAUGCUAGUAUCAUGUGUAGUUUAUGCUUAUACUAUUGGUUCUAUUGGUAGUUUAGUCACCAAACAUAAUAUGUAUGCUUAGUAAUAUAAAGAGAAGAUGACUUAUGUGAACUAAUUUCUGAUAAGAAAAGAAAUUCCUAAAGAGCUUAGAUUAAAAAUUCGUAGAUAUUUGGAAUACAUCUUAAACUCUAAGAAAACUGUUAAGCUAGAUUAGGAAGAAGUACUAGCUGUAUUGAACAAAAAUUUAGAAAUAAAAAUGAGAGCUCUCCUGAAUGGGAGAAUAUUGAAGAAUAUCAAGGUCUUCAAAAACUUUGACAUUGAUUUCUUAAGUGAUAUCACUAAGAAGUUUUAAAAGCAAACCUUUGCAAUGGAUGAUAAUAUUGUUUAGGUAUUAUUUAUUAUAAUUUAUUUUGAUAAUUAGGAGGAAGAUGCUGGCGGUACAAUGUAUUUCAUAGUCACAGGUUUAGUGACUAUCAUUCAUAGAAAGACUUAAACUUACAUCAGAGACUUGAAAUAAGAUUAAUACUUUGGUGAGAUCGGUUUCUUUUCAGAGAAAAAGAGGUAAACUACUGUGAAGUCUAGAGAUUUCACUGAAGUCUUAGAACUUACUUAUGAAAACUUCUUUACUGUAGCUUAAUAGUAUCCAGAUGCUGAGAAAAUGCUAAAUAUCAUUAAGAACUCAGUGAAUAUUGGAAACUAUAAAUACCUAAAGCUAACUUGCUAUGUUUGUGACUCUAGUGAUCAUAUUUCUAUUGACUAAAAAAAACAGUCUGAAAAUAAUAGCUAGAGACAAUCGUUGAGGAAAUCUAUAGGAGCAGGAGGAAGCAGAUCCUCUUUGAGUUUACUGAGAGAUUAGGAAAAAUUGAGGAAUACAUUCAAGCCCGAAAAAUAAAAGAUUUAAUCCUAAAAGUCUGGUCUGGCUUUAGGUCAACUUAACGGGAGUUUAAACUGA